AUGCCGGACGCGACGGCGGCGGUGGGGGUUGAGCCGGCCGGAUCCAGCGGCAAGAACGCGUGUGCUCUGGGCUCCGCUGAAGAUCGGAUGGAUGAUGAUUUUGCUGCAGCCGAAGCUGAGCAGCUUGAAGAGGUCCUCCGACUCUCGGCUCAGUCCACGACGAUGGCAUGUGCGGUUUGCAGACUGAUGACAGUAUCACUGGAAGCAUCAUGGAAACCUGAGAAUUGUGAUCAUGUCAUCUGUAUUGACUGCUUCGCCAAAUACACAACAGAGACAGUGGCCACAGAGAUGCCAAAGUGCCCGGUUGCUUCUUGCGAAUAUCAUGUCGAUCCAGAGAUACAUGAAUUUAUGGAAGUAGACGAUGAUGGCAGCCUGAUCGCAAUCAAAGAGAUCGAUGAUGGCAAAGGGAAGGAACAUCCCUAUAAUGGGCUGCAAGAAUCCGGCCAAGGUUCCGUCCGCAGCACGAUGAUGUGUGCAGUUUGCAGGCUGAUGAUCGUAUCGCUGGAAGCGUCGUGGAAACCUGAAAACUGUGAUCAUAUCAUCUGCAUCACCUGCUUUGCCAGAUACACAACCGAGAGUACGGCCACCGAGAUGCCCAAGUGUCCGAUUACUUCUUGCGAUUCUCUGUUGAAGCCAGACACACCACAAGUGAUCAAUACGGACGAUGAUGGUGAUGCUGGCAGCUCGUCAUCGACCAGAGUGGUAGACAAAGACAAGCAACCGUGCAACGCCGUGCUGCAAGAGCUCGGCCAAUGUUCCAGCGGCACGACGAUUGCCAACGACUUCUACUGCACCAUCUGCAUGGAGGAAGUGCCUGCCAUAGAAUGCUUCCCGAUGGACGGGUGCACGCACGCGUUCUGCGUCAGCUGCGUGAGGCAGUACAUUGCGGCGAAGGUGGAAGAGAACGUGCUGCCCAUCAGGUGCCCCGACCCGGGCUGCAAGGACGGCACGCUGCAGCCGGAGGCCUGCCGGGACGUGAUCCCGACUCCGCUGUUCCAGCGGUGGGGCGCCGCGCUCUGUGACAUGGCGCUCGAGGGGAUCAAGUUCUACUGCCCCUUCAACGACUGCUCGACGCUGCUGGUCGACGACCACCAGGACGGGGACGCGGUGAUAAGGGACGUGGAGUGCCCCCACUGCUCCCGCAUCUUCUGCGCGCAGUGCAAGGUGCCGUGGCACGACGGCGUGGACUGCGCCGAGUUCCAGCGGCUCGGGGAGGACGAGCGCGGGCGGGAGGACCUGCUGCUGAGGAAGGUCGCGCAGGAGAGCAAGUGGCGGAGGUGCGCCAAGUGCAAGAUCUACGUCGAGAGGGUGGAAGGCUGCGUGUACAUUGUCUGCAGGUGCGGCCACCACUUCUGCUACCUGUGCGGCUCCGCGAUGGUGAAGGGCAACCAUCGUUGCAGCAAGUGCAAGCGUACGUGGUGA
This is a messenger RNA of Triticum turgidum subsp. durum (durum wheat), 1422 nucleotides long. The record is from the annotation of a GenBank genome assembly. NCBI's taxonomy places the organism in Eukaryota, Viridiplantae, Streptophyta, Magnoliopsida, Poales, Poaceae.